AUGCCACGAAUUUGUCUGCACUCAAUCGCAACAGUCACACGUCUUUUCGUACGCCCUCUCCGCGCAACCACCCGCCCGCGAUCCACCAUAGGUCGCAAACACAAAUCCCACCGCGGGCAGCCGCAGGACAAGAGCUGGCGCAACGAAGAGAAGGGCCGCAAUAAGAACAAGAACAAGAACAAGAACAGAGGCAAGGUUGGGAGGCACGCCAGGAUGGGUCAGGACGAGUCGCGCAUGGUGGACGAGAAGACGCCCCCGCAAAAGCUGAAGAGCCGCACGCUCGAGGCAGUCGCCGAUUACAUCAAAGAUGGGAGAGCCCGGCGCAUCGUGGUCAUGACAGGCGCAGGCAUAAGCACAUCUGCAGGCAUACCAGAUUUCCGCUCUCCGGAUACCGGCCUCUACGCAAACCUCGCGCGCCUCAACCUCCCCUACGCCGAAGCUGUCUUCGACAUUGGCUACUUCCGCGACAAUCCUCUGCCCUUCUAUACCCUCGCCCAAGAGCUGUACCCAGGCAACUACCGCCCGACCAUCACCCAUUCCUUCAUAAACUUGCUGCACCAGAAAGGCCUACUGCUCAAGCUGUUUACCCAGAACAUCGACUGUCUGGAACGCGAGGCGGGCGUGCCAGGCGACAAGAUCGUGGAGGCACAUGGCAGCUUUGCGCGGCAGAGCUGCAUUGAGUGCAAGGUGCCCUACCCCGAGGACCUGAUGAAGAAGGCUAUCAAGGAGAAAUCCGUCCCAAAGUGCACCCGCGACACAUGCGAUGGCCUGGUAAAGCCUGAGAUUGUCUUCUUUGGCGAGCAGCUGCCCGCCGACUUCUUCGAGAACCGCUCACUGCCAGGCGAUGCCGACCUGUGCAUAGUCAUGGGCACCAGCUUGAGCGUCCAGCCUUUCGCAUCUCUACCCAUGAUGUGCGGCGACGGCACUCCGAGGGUCUUGAUAAAUUCAGAGCAAGUCGGAGAGAUGGGAUCAAGAGCAGACGACGUGCUUCUGCUGCAGGACUGCGAUACUGGCGUGCGGAAGCUGGCUGAAGCAUGCGGUUGGCUUGAAGACCUGGAAGAGUUGUGGGAGCAGACAGCACCGUGGGCACGAGCAGGCCAGCCGAAGCCGGCGCAAGCAGACGAGCCAGAGAAAAGCCUCGACGAGCAGCUGCAGGACGAGGUCGACAAGCUCACCAAGGAGAUUGAAAAGAACCUCCAGCUCACGCAGGAUCAGCACACAUGGCUGGAGAACCAUGUGGACAACAAAUUCGCCAGAGUGCAGGACGAUGAAGCUGGCAAAGGUCCGACCGCGCCUCUCUCCACAACACCAUCAGAUACGAAAGUGGAUAGUAGCGACUCAAGCAGCGGUGGACUGCGUCACGUCUUUCCCUGGCUGGGCAAGAAGUCUUCGCUUUGAGAUAUUGUAGAUGGUAGAUCUGGCGUUACGGCUGUACAAAUCGUGCGACACCUUCAGUCCACGAGUAGCUAUGAUACCACGUUUUUGACGACAUAUGUAGGAUU
Messenger RNA from Paraphaeosphaeria sporulosa, 1502 nucleotides. RefSeq names its product NAD-dependent deacetylase sirtuin-2. The record is from RefSeq and is a predicted model, not a curated record. Gene Ontology annotation, molecular function: NAD+ binding. NCBI's taxonomy places the organism in Eukaryota, Fungi, Ascomycota, Dothideomycetes, Pleosporales, Didymosphaeriaceae. Bases 1 to 1398 code for a protein of 465 amino acids. The transcript is spliced from 2 exons.